AUGGCGCAGAAGUUCUGCACUUUAUGUGGGACACACAUUCAGACCUCAGCGGGGGCAUGGGCUAGGGAAUUUCGCGCCACUGUCCAAUGGCGCGAUCCAAGUAUCAGCAACGUCGUUCCAGUGGAUCCUAGGGCACGCUACGAUGGUCGACAGACGGACGACGACGGCUUUCCCAUUGAAGUUGCUGAGAUCUCCAUCAUCAAUUCCUUCCAUCCCAAUCCCCCUCCCGAGUGGUGCUGGGGCUUCUUGUUCCACGAUGCUUGCUGGAGUCUGUUGAACUUUGAAGAACAAGUUGAUCUUGGUGAUCUCUUUCGACUCUGCGUCUCAACACCUAUCGGUCCUGACAUGCUUCUCAACUUUGGGCACGACUAUGGUAACAUUGGGUCAAUGAACUAUGAGGGGGGCAUCGAGGUAUUGGUAUCUGAUCUUAAAAGUCCAAACUAUGCGUCAGAUAUGCUCAAGGCGAAUCCUUUUGAGAUCCCCGCCCUCAGGAAGUCCAUUAACUUCGCUGCCCGUAUGCAGCAGGAUGCGUUUCAGUCCAUUCUCGACCGAUCAACCCUCAGCGCAGACAAGGAUGUCUUCAAUUACUUCCCUCCAGAGAUCCUUGAGAGGAUUGUGAUGUUUCUUCCAUCUCCUGACGUUCACUCUCUCCGCCUAGCAUCUCGUGUAUUCGCAACCCUCAGCCUGUCCGAACGCUUCUGGGCUUCACGAUUUAUAGAGGGGCACGAGUUUGACUACCUUCCUGAAGUCUUCGCGACCCCCCCAACAUCAUGGAGAGCUCUCUAUCUCUCACUUCACAUCUGGGCGUCUGAAAACAGCGGAAUGAGCAACCGCAGCCGUGUCUGGCUAUCCGUCAUAGACCUCCACGAAACACUUGGCCAGAUGAAAAAUGUGGAAUGCCUUGGGAGCGUCAUCAGCACGGUUCUUGAGCCCGAGGCACCAAAGUCCAUGCCGGAACGUGAGUCCUUGAUUACUGCAGAAAGAUAUAUUUUCGAACCGGGAACUCACUUCAUGGGCGGCUCUCGUGUACUGCGAGCCCGGUCCGGAAAAUUCCCCCAGCAUCUCAAGAUAAUUCUCAUGUCUGUAUCAUUUGUCGACACUCCAGCUGGGCUAUUCAUCUCUGGGCUCAUGUUUGUUGGCGCUGAUGGCGUGUUUGUGUCUCUGGGAUACACUCACAAGUCCCAAAUAGAACACAUAACGUUUCCCGAAGAUCAACAUGUCAAAGGUUUCGAAGUGGCCUUGGACGUGUGUGGCUUUCGAGCAAUCGCGGCCAUUACUCAGGAUGGCACUACGUCCUCGUGGGCUGGAGAUCCGGCGGACUACCCCAGGAGACGUCUCACCGAUGUCGAGGGCAUUUCCCUCAUCGUUGCCCAAUUCGAUGCGCUUAAACUUGUGUCGUUAAGCCGGGAUCGUAAAACAAAGAAACUGCAAGAACCAAGCGACAGAUUGCUCUGGCAUCCCGAAAUCCCAUCUCCCGAAAUAUUCUUGGACGGACUACAACCCCUCGACGAAGAUGUCAGCUCCGACGUUCCCAUCAUGACAGUUUUCUUUGGCGAGAACGACGGUCGAUACAUACGACAAAUGACGGCGAUAAACACCCACAUCUUCGACUGGUGUCACGUUGACCGCCUCAGCUUUGAGUUCAUGGACGAUAGUAUAGAGCGAUGUCUUGGAGAUGUUGAGUAUGAAAUAGAGCAAUUCGAUCGCGUGCCGCUAAGCUUCCCAGACCACGGCAAUUCCACGGGACACUUGGAAAUUGACGGCGGAAGUGGUGAAGAGAUUGAGAGCUUCGAGGUUCAGUUUGACGAAGAUAUUAUCUUGGGACUCAAGUUCAAUCUCAACACCAAUCGUACUGAGCUUGUGAGCAACGGUGACGAUCCCUUUGAUCUGCCGUGGACCAAGGUUACUCCGCGUGGUAAAAAGAUCAUUGGCAUGUUUUCGCAGGGCGCUAAGAAUCGAUGGGGUGCCAAGACGUUCCAUAAUUUGGGCUUCAUUUCUACUAACGAGGAACAGGAAUAG
This is a messenger RNA of Fusarium musae, 2019 nucleotides long. RefSeq lists its product as uncharacterized. Bases 1 to 2019 code for a protein of 672 amino acids. The transcript has 5 exons. Gene Ontology annotation, molecular function: protein binding. The record is from RefSeq and is a predicted model, not a curated record. Lineage: Eukaryota; Fungi; Ascomycota; Sordariomycetes; Hypocreales; Nectriaceae.